UGUUCAGUGGUAUAUCCCAGACAGAUCCACAUGUACAGUUAACUUCUCUAUAUUGUACAUGUAACUUGUAUAUAAAGAUCUUGAUUUAGGAUGAAGAUCUGUCUUGCAUAUGUUGUAGCCUAUGAAGGUUAUGUGCAAGUAUUAUUAAAGAUAUAGAGGUUCAAUCAUUACACCAUCAAAAUGGCUGCUGCCAACAAUGAAACAGAUAAAGUAAUGAUGCUCCAUAAGGCAACUGCCUAUAACUGGGAAGCUGAAAGAAAUAAAUACAAAGACAUUCAAGAUGAUGGAACUAUGUCUUUUUUCUGGCAAGCCCAUACUAUACUGGUAUUGGUGCUGUCCAGUAUUGCUCUGAUAUAUGUUACAAUAUUUGAAGAGACUGUAGAUGAUUCAGAUUACAACAUGAAAAGGGGCAUUAUAGCAAUGUUGGUGACAUUUUUAGCAGUAGGUGUAACACAGACUCCAGAUGGUCCAUUAAAAAGACCACAUCCUGCAUUUUGGAGAUUGAUACUCUGUUUAAGUAUAGCGUAUGAACUGGCUUUGGUCUGGCUUUUAUUCCAGACUGUCCAUGAUGCCAGACAUAUCCUAACACACUUUGAUACCAAGCUUGGCAAGGCACUGGAACAGAAGUCUUAUGGUGGAAGCUGUUUGUUGUUUGAUCCAAAUAAUACAGACCCAUUCCAUAAUAUCUGGGACAAAAUGGAUGGAUUUGUUACUACUCAUUUCUUUGGAUGGUGGUUAAAGACUUUGAUACUAAGAGAUUGGUGGUUAUGUAUGGUAUUAAGUAUCAUGUUUGAAUUAUUAGAGUACACCUUAGAACAUCAAUUACCAAACUUCAGCGAAUGUUGGUGGGAUCAUUGGAUUAUGGAUGCUUUAGUUUGUAAUGGUUUGGGUAUAUACCUUGGCUUGAAGUCCUUAAAGUAUCUGUCGAUGAAACAUUACCAUUGGAGAGGCAUGUGGAAUAUACCAACUUACAGAGGAAAAAUGAAGCGAUUAGCAUUACAGUUUACACCAUAUAGUUGGACAGAUUUUGAUUGGAGGCCACUGUCUAGUUUAAAACGAUGGCUAGCUAUGUUAGCUGUUAUUGCCAUAUUUUUAUUAGCGGAAUUGAACACAUUCUACCUCAAGUUUGUCUUAUGGAUUCCUCCUCCCCAUUGGAUCAAUCUACUUCGGCUAGCCUUCUUUUUAUUUAUGGGUGCUGCUGCUAUGAGAGAAGGAUUUCAGUAUUUAGAUGAUCCAACCUGUAAGAAGUUUGGGCGACAAGCUUGGAUGAUAAUUGCCAUCAUUAUAACAGAAUUCCUGAUUGUAGUCAAGUUUGAUUGGAAGACAAUCAGUAAGCCAUUGCCACCACACAUAGCAUAUUUCUGGAUUUUAGGUCUCUUAUUACUAAUUGGAUGGACAAUAUUCAAAUUUUAUAUAUAUAGAGAUGUCAAAAGUGAUUUACCUGAAAAGUCUGAAACAUCUAAUGGAAAUCCUGUGCCAAUUCAGAAAUCUCAAAAUAAUGGAAAUCGGGAUUUACGAUCAAGAUCCAAAGUUACUAAAUCAAAUUAGGAUAUACAGAUUAAAAUUUGUGGCUAUAAGUAGUAAUGUUAUGUCGUUUUGGUGUACUAUAAGGGUUGACUUUGGUCCCCAUAUUGUUCUCAUUAAUGAUAUUUAGUGAAUUGCUGUUUGUACUAAUUUAAGAGUAUAAAUAAUGAUUUUUCAAGAAAGAAUAGAAAGUAAGUUUGAUUGUUAUGAUUACCUUAACAACCAGUUCAAAUGCAAUGUGGAAAAAUUGGUUUUGUAGGUUUAAUAAUAAGUGAAAUAACUGUUAGAGCAUUAUAAUAAAAGAAAUAGAUCUUAGAUCUAUGUAUACAUUUAAGGGACCAAAGACAACUCUGAUGUCUCCACAUAUAUUUGUCAUAUUUGUUAUUAAAAAAAUAUUUUUAUAAACAUUGCUCAAUAGUGCCUAAAAAUUUAAAAAUGUUUACUGAUAUAUAUAUUUUAUUCAUUUUGCUAAAAAUCAUAUUUUUGCUGAGAUAUACAAUUUAUAUUCCCAUGCCUAUGCUAGCAUUAACAGUCGCAUGUCAUGUUUGAGAAAUUUUAUAAACUGGAUGCUUUUUAUAUUUUUUUAUGGAAUUUUGUACAUUUUGCAUAAGGCUGUUUUAAAUGUUGGGCAUAGGCUUCAUAUUAUAAUAGAGGGUCAUUAAAAUUAGCAUUACACAGUGAAUUUGUUACCGUAGAUUGCCUAGUUUGUAUUAUUAUGAAUGCUUUGUUUAUACCUCAACAUUGAAAGUUGUGCAAACUUUUAUUCCAUAGUCUGAUGUAGGAUAGCAGACAGAUGCAUAAAGUAUUUGGUUUUCUUUUCAGUUCACUUCUUUGUGUUUAAAAUAUUAGGAUUUUUAAACAAACCUUGGGUUUAAUAUAGAGAAAAUGCUUCUGAUAUUUUAAGAAAAUAUUUGGACAUUAAACUAGGGCAUUACGUAUUUUUAGUCUGUGCAACCAUUCGUUCAUUUGUUUGUUUGUUCAUUAGUUCGUUUGUUCGUUGGUUUAUCUGUCUGUCCUGCUUCAGGAUAAAGUUUUUAGUUGAGGUGUUUUUGUGAUGUAGUUGAAGUCCUAUGAACUUGAAACUUUGUACACAUGUUCCCUAUGAUAUGUCCCUUUUCAUUUUAAUGCCAAUUAGAGUUUAUAGUAGACCCACAUUUAUUCAAUGGUUUUUGCUAUUUAGUUGUUAUUACAAUUGAUAUAUUAAAGAAGACCAUUGUUGUAAGGGGUGUAUUUUAGCUGAUUUCACAAUUGAAUAUUAAAUAACAAAAUAUCCCCUCCAGUAAAUUUGGUCUUCAAGAUUGAUGUGAACUAGGAUAAAACAAUUAAAAAUAUCAUAAUGAAACUGCAUAAAACAGUUGGACCAAAAAAUAACAAAAUUUGAUCCUCCAAAAAAUAAAUUUCUAUAGUAUUUAGUAAAUGACUGUCAAAGGUAUAAGAAAGUCAUCACUCAUUAAAUUGGUUAUUAUUUUACCAGCUGAAAUUCUGAACUUGUAUGUUAUUUUUUUGUUGUUACUUCAGUGGGUUGGGAUACUGGGAAUUUAUUUGUUUUCGAAAACUAUGUUUUCAUAACCAAUAUAAGUUAUGUCUAAUUUAAUUCUUUAGAUUUUAGAUACAUUUUUUUUUGUAAGUACAUGUAUAAAAACCUAACCAUACUUUAUUAUAUGGUUAUUUACAAAGACCUUAGUCAAAAGUUUGGCAAAAGAUUGGCAAAAAAACCCAACUGAAACACCAUUCAUCUUAUGAAUUUCCUUGGAUUACAGCUUUGUAAAAUACAUUUUGUAGCAAACAUCUGUUUAGGUAUAGAUCAUGCUCACCGGUAUAUCUAAAUAUUUAUAAUAUUAUCUAGGAGUAUUUUCUGUUUUGUUAAAUAUGUAGGAUGUUUAAAGCCCUUAAUAUAUUAAUUUGUAAGAUAUAUAUACAUGUACUAAUGUCCCGCAGACUUAUGUUUUAUGAACAUGCAAAGGAUGUUAUUUGGUAGUUUAUAAUACUUUUUGAAUUCUUAAUUCAAUGGUCCAAAACAUGGCAUUAUUGUACCUUUCUCUUUUGUGUAGGUUUUUUGUUUGGUAACCUUCUGACAUCAUGGAUGUGUCAUUUCUUUUAUAGUUGAUUUAAACAUGUUAAAUGGUUGUGAUUCAUUAUUUGUUUGUUAUUUAAAUGUGUAUAUAUAGGUGUUAUUAUUUGGUUUAGGCGAUAACUAUAUUGUAUUUUAAGCGCUGACGGCAUCAAUUGGGGAUUUGAUGGUCCCAAAUUAAGUUUACUGGCAACGCGUUAGCGAAGACAGUAAACCAGUAUUUGCGACUAUCAAAUCCCCAAUGGAUGCCAGUCGGAGCUUAACAUACAAUAUUGUUAUCUCCAUUCUAAUGAAACCGACAGAAAAUAACGUUAAAACAUGUAUUUAAAAUCUGUCAUAUGCCGUCUGCACUUGCGUGUAAAUGAGUGACGUUAUCCAAUCAAAAUGAACGUUACAAAUGUUGUUGCAUUAGAAUUGUAAUUAUAUAGAAGCACAUUGUCUCCAGAAAUUUGGUUAUUAUGCAUGUGUCUUUAGCUCAGCGGGUCAUAUUUGGUUUGAUGAGCUGUUGUUGUCAUGCCUUCCUUGGUUGUCUACAGUUUAUUGUAAAACUAAUUCUCUCCUCCACCAAUCAAAUUUCAAUA
Molecule: messenger RNA, 4176 nt
Organism: Mytilus trossulus (common blue mussel)
Lineage: Eukaryota; Metazoa; Mollusca; Bivalvia; Mytilida; Mytilidae
Product: phosphatidylserine synthase 2-like
Exons: 12
Coding region: 181-1548 (455 amino acids)
Biological process (GO): phosphatidylserine biosynthetic process
Molecular function (GO): L-serine-phosphatidylethanolamine phosphatidyltransferase activity
Source: RefSeq, a predicted model, not a curated record